AAAAAAAAAACACCGCACAAAUGUCAUUAUACUUCAUGGUAAAGUCUCUCACGUGAAAUGUGCUUUUGUAUGCUUUGAUGGUGAUCAAACAGGUUGCAUUACAAGAGGUUGCGAGUAAGGUUCUUUCCGAGCCAAUCAGACCCCAGUUUGCCAUUGCAAAUGUUAUUGAGAGUGGUGUUGACUUGAGUGAAACACUCUAUUUAUUAGCUGCAGAACUUGGCUCAAAAACUCCGAUUAUAGUGUCCUGCGCCAAUGGAAUCAUAGGAAGAGAUGCUGUUACUGGUGAACAUAGAGAGGUUAUGUUGGAAGAUUUUUGGGCGGAUGCUGCAUCAAAAAAUUCAGGCUUUGGUAUGCUGUUGACAGUGGGGUAUUUACCAGGACUCAAAGUUGAAGCCCUUCCACUGUUAAGACCAAGAGAGGCUGGUCCAGUGGCAAUGAUUGAUAACUUUGUGGUGGAUAUCAAGAAUUAUUCAGCUUCUGUUUCUGGUUCCACAUCACCAGCUCUGAUCAUAAUGUUUGGAGGUGAAGAGGUUAACCUAAAACCUGUCAUGGAAAAGUUGGAUCAUGCCAUGUCAAGGGAAGCUAUCAUUGCCGGCAAUAUGAGAUCCCAAUUCCUGUACAGAAAGGGCAUAGAGUCAAGAAAUAUAUAUGGGAGUAGUACAAAAUAUUUUACUGAUGCAGUUGCUCUUGUAUUUGCAAGGGAUGAAGACAAACCUUCUGGUGAAGGGAAAAUUCAAUUCCAUUCUGCAAUAUCAAGUGGUGUUUCUGCAAUAGGACCAAGGUACAAGGCAGUUUCCGUUAAAGAAACUCAGUCUGAGACAGGUCUUACUACAUGGCUUACUGCCAGAAGAGAAGGAGAACAAGAGAUUCUUGGUGGUCAAAUGAUUAUAGAUAGCAUCGACAGUGAGUUGGUCAACAAAACUGAACUGUUCAUUGGGGUUUCAAAACAAAGACAAUGCGUUGUUGGGUCAGAGAAUCCAAAACUGUUGAGAUCCCUGGCUUUACAUCAAGUUAAGGGAGGAGAUGGAAAGCACCUUUUUGUUAGUGGAGAUGGCAUCGGUUCUGGAGACUAUUUUCAUUUCUACCAUUCAGAUCCAAAGGUCGCAUUAUCUUCAUGUAGUAAUGUCUCCAAGAAUUUCAGAAACUUGAAACUGGAUUGGAGAAGCUGCCAGCUUCAUGCAGGUGGUGUUGGUAGUAAGGAAGUAGUUGGAGGUUUGGUUUUCUCUUGUUGGGGUCGUGGUGAAUCAUUCUUUGGACACAGCAAUGUGGAUAGCUCACCAUUCUUGGAUAACCUUCCAGGAAUCCCAAUGGCAGGAAUAUUUGGCUGUGGCGAAGUCGGACGUGGCUUUACAAUGUUUAACGCAGAUGAUCAUGAAGACCAAGAAGAAAAGACUUCUUGUUCCUGUCUACAUGUAUAUAGCACUGUAUAUGUGUUGGUGUCUUAUACUCCAGCUUUCGUGUUGCUGUCUACAUGUAUAUGUGUUGGUGUCUUAUACUCCAGCACCUCUAAAGCUUUAGAUUUUGUCCAUCUUCUUCUUGAUGGAUUACCAAGAAGUGCUGAUGACUCUCUCUACUAUUGA
Messenger RNA from Populus euphratica (Euphrates poplar), 1580 nucleotides. RefSeq names its product F-box/LRR-repeat protein At5g63520-like. NCBI's taxonomy places the organism in Eukaryota, Viridiplantae, Streptophyta, Magnoliopsida, Malpighiales, Salicaceae. Gene Ontology annotation, biological process: protein polyubiquitination; positive regulation of proteasomal ubiquitin-dependent protein catabolic process. The transcript is spliced from 9 exons. Bases 78 to 1580 code for a protein of 500 amino acids. The record is from RefSeq and is a predicted model, not a curated record.